This is a messenger RNA of Porites lobata, 1778 nucleotides long. Lineage: Eukaryota; Metazoa; Cnidaria; Anthozoa; Scleractinia; Poritidae. The record is from the annotation of a GenBank genome assembly.
GGUUGGAGUUCGAAAAUUCGAAGCUCGGAGGGAUGGGGCGCAUUCGGCAUAAGAGAAAUUCUUUGAAUGGUGAAGUGAAAGUCCCGACACCUGCGCAGGAUUAUUUUGUGGAUGGGUUUAAUGCUGAAACUCGGACGGUGUAUGAGUAUCAGGGUUGUCUCUAUCACGGAUGCAAGCAGUGUUUUCCCAGCAGUGCGAUGUUGAGAGGAAUGCUCAUCCAGAUCAAACAGUCGAUGAGGUCUAUGAGGCAAUGCAGCGAAAAACCCUGAUGUUGAGAGCGGUAGGCUACACGGUGAUUGAAAAGUGGGGGUGUGAAUACAAAGAAGACAAGAAAACGAAUGCUGAGCUGAAAUCCUUCCUGAACAACCAUGAAGCCAUACCACCCUUACAGCCACGAGAUGGCUUCUUUGGAGGACGCACAGGUGCGACUACAUUGUACGCUAAAGCAGAACCUGAUAAAGAAAUUCUCUAUCAAGAUUUCACGUCCCUUUACCCAUGGGUAAAUAAGCACUGCAAGUAUCCCGUUGGCUUUCCCGAGGCGCACCUGAAUGCCUCCAACCAGGAUAUCCACAGCUAUUUUGGAGUUGUACUCAUUGAUGUCCUUGCACCCGAACGACUGUUCCACCCGGUUUUACCAGUCCGAGAAGGGGGAAAAUAAACGUUCCCGCUGUGCAGUGGCUGUGUCAAAGAAGAGCAGCAAAAGCCGUGGCUGGAAAGAAGUAACGUGUGGUCACAACGCCCAAGAAAGAGCUCUCUGUGGUACGUGGUGUACGCCUGAAUUGCAGAAAGCGGUAGAGAAAGGCUACCAGAUACUCAAGAUCCAUGAGGUGUGGCACUUUACUCCAGAGAACUGACGGGUUGGACUGUUUAAAGAGUAUGUCAACACUUGGUUGAAACUCAAGCAAGAAAGCGCGGGAUGGCCAGCAGACUGUGUGACACCAGAGCAACAAGAGGCUUACCUAGCAGACUAUGAAGCACAUGAAGGAAUUAAGCUGAAGAAUGUUGCAGACAAUCCAGGACAGAAAGUGAUUGCGAAAAUGCUUUUGAACAGGUAAGUCUGUCAAGUUUUACUGCAAUGAAGAAAAAGUUAUAAUCUGCGGACCACUGAGAAAACGAAAACAAACUUAUAAUUUGCGUAAAAAGUCUGCACUUUUGAAAUGUAACUUGCGUGUUUUACCGCAACGAAGGAAAAAAUGUUAAUCUGUGGACCACUGAGAAAACGAAAACAAACUUAUAAUUUGCGUAAAAAGUCUGCACUUAUGAAAUGUAACUUGUCGUGUUUUACCGCAACGAAGGAAAAAAUUAUAAUCUGCGGACCUCUGAGAAAACAAAAACAAACUUAUAAUUUUGUCUUUCUGUCUUGCAGCCUAUGGGGAAAAUUUGGCGAGCAUCAAAACAAGCCACAGACUCAUGUCAUCACCUCUCCCCAUCAGCUGUUCAACAUUCUCGACGAUCCUGUCUAUGAGAUUUCCGCUGUACGCAUAUGCAGUGAAGACGUGAUGGAGCUCGUCACGACGAUGGCACAGGAAAAAUGUGAGAGCAGCUUUAAGGCCAAUGUGUUUAUCGCGGCCUUCACGACCUCGCAUGCUAGAUUGAAGCUGUACAGUGCCUUGGACACCCUGAAAGAACGCGUGCUGUAUUACGACACUGACAGCGUGAUUUAUCGUUGGAAACCAGGGCAAGAGAAGCUACCUCUGGGCCGAUAUUUAGGUCAAUUCAGAGACGAAAUUGGUGGGGACCCUAUUGUGGAAUUUGUCAGUGGUGGCGCAAAGAAUUAC